Messenger RNA from Aureococcus anophagefferens, 722 nucleotides. RefSeq lists its product as hypothetical. The transcript has a single exon. The record is from RefSeq and is a predicted model, not a curated record. The annotation marks the transcript as partial. Lineage: Eukaryota; Pelagophyceae; Pelagomonadales; Pelagomonadaceae.
AUGCGGCGCCUCGGCGUCGUCGCCUUCGCGGCGGCCGUGGGCCUCUGCCCCGGCCUCCAGACGACGCGCGCGCCGGCGCCCCCGGCGCAGACGCGGCGGCGAACAAACACCCCACCGAAGAACGGAAACGGCGUCCCGAUCGCCACGACCUCCCUCGGCGCCAACCCGACCGACGACGACUGGUGGACGCCCUUCCUCGUGCGGCCGGGCCAGGACGAGGCCUACGCCAUCCUCAGCGACUUCCAGCGCGGGGAAGCGGCGGACGACGCGUUCGACCACGCGGUCCACGGCGCCAAGUUCCUCGACGACCCCGAGUCGGGCGCCUUCCCGACGCGGCGCGCCGUCCUCUCGAACGUGCUCGAGGGCGAGGUCUCGUCGAGCUGGUGGGGCGCGAUCCUCGAGGCCUUCGACAAAACGUCGUCCUCGGAAUCCGAGCUCUUCGACGCCGCGUGGCAACGCGUGCGGGCGGACCUCGGCCCCGCGGGCGCCGACGCGGCGGGCGACGUCUCCCGCAAGGCCCACGCGGCGACGAAGUUGUUGCACACCUGGGCCUCGAUGACGUCGACGCCCGCGGAGGCGAAGCUCGUUUUAGCGCGCGGCGCGCGCAUCGCCGCGUACAUCGCGCGGACGCCCUUCGGCGGCGACGCGGACAUGGUCGCCGCGGCCCUGCUCUGCGAGGCGCACGAGGCGUUAGAUGGUUUGCGCCUCGAGGAGAUCCGAGC